This is a messenger RNA of Phytomonas sp. Hart1, 960 nucleotides long. NCBI's taxonomy places the organism in Eukaryota, Euglenozoa, Kinetoplastea, Trypanosomatida, Trypanosomatidae. The record is from the annotation of a GenBank genome assembly.
AUGGCGGAUCUCCCGGCCCCUUCUCCUGGUUCGAGUGGUGAACCCACCAAAUUUGACCUCGAUGAGAUGAUCGCCUACGUCUUGCAGUGCAAACCCCUCAACGAGCGCCAGAUCCUCCAAGUCUGCGAAAAAGGCAAGGAAGUCCUGCAAACGGAGGCCAACGUGCACACCGUCCACGCCCCCAUCACCAUCUGCGGCGAUGUUCACGGGCAAUUUCACGAUUUGUUGGAGCUUUUUAAGAUCGGCGGGCUCCCACCCGAUACGAAUUAUCUUUUUAUGGGGGAUUAUGUUGAUCGGGGCUACUACAGUGUGGAGUCGGUGACGUUGUUGUUGUUGUAUAAAAUUCGUUAUCCCGAGCGAAUGCACAUCCUCCGCGGGAAUCACGAGUCCCGCCAGAUCACCCAGGUUUAUGGGUUUUACGACGAAUGUGUGCGAAAAUACGGCAGUGCGAGUGUGUGGAAAGGGUUGACGGAUUUAUUUGACUUUUUGCCGCUCUCGGCGGUGGUGGCGGGGGAAAUUUUUUGUCUGCACGGUGGCCUUUCCCCGACCUUGGACUCCCUCGCACACAUCCAAAGCCUGGAUCGUCGGCAGGAGGUCCCGCAUGAGGGGCCGAUGUGCGAUUUGCUCUGGUCCGACCCGGAAGAGCGGGACGGGUGGGGGAUCAGCCCCCGUGGCGCCGGAUUUACCUUUGGCGCCGACAUGACGGAGCAGUUUUGCCAUAAUAAUGGCCUCAAAACCAUCGCACGGGCCCAUCAACUCGUAAUGGAUGGCUAUAGUUGGGCCCAUCAGGAGCGCUUGGUCACCAUCUUCAGCGCGCCGAAUUAUUGCUAUCGCUGUGGGAACCUGGCGGGGCUGUUGGAGUUGGAUGAGCACAUGAAUAAAUGUUUUUUUCAAUUCGACCCGGCCCCGCGGCGUGGGGAGGCGCAAGUGUCGAAGAAAACCCCGGAUUACUUUUUGUGA